AGAGGAGUGAAACUGGAACCAUCAGGGAACAUGAGUGAAUUCUGGCACAAACUAGGUUGCUGCGUGGUAGAGAAACCCCAGCCGAAGAAGAAGAGGAGACGAAUUGACCGGACCAUGAUUGGGGAACCAAUGAAUUUUGUCCACCUGACUCACAUUGGCUCUGGGGAGAUGGGGGCCGGAGAUGGACUUACCAUGACAGGUGCUGUCCAGGAGCAGAUGAGAUCCAAGGGAAACCGAGACAGGCCAUGGAGCAAUUCUAGGGGCUUGUAGCUCCGACAGGAAUGGUUCUGCUGUCGAAGCCUCCACUCCAUGUCCAGCCCAGAAGAGAUGUUCUCCCUCCUAGAACCAGUGACCCCAGGGUCCCUCUUUUCCCUAUCUGCCUAUUAGUGCCUCAGAAGGCUUGGGGGCUGGACUCCCUCUAUUCCCUCUGGCUAUAGCCCCUCCUGGAGAUGGGGUCAAGGCAGCAGGACUGACCAAGUGACUACUGGUUGGCCAGAGGAGCUCAGCUGAAGCCCCGGACACUCUCAGAUCUGAGAUAGGAGUUUUCUGGGAACCCAGGAUAAGUUCCCUUCUCCUGAAUGACGGUCUAGGUGCCAUCUGUUUUAAACUCUUAACCUGGAACUCCUUAAAUGGGGUAGGUGAGUGAGAUUCCCAAAGCUGAAGCCGGCUUUGCUGAGAAGCUCCUUACCUGCCCUUCUUCUUCCUCCUGGAGUGAACUGAAGCAGACGUCAAGCAGGGAGAGGAGGGGAGGGUGACCACUGCCGAGUCUACUCUUUCUCUUUAGAUCUCAGACUUUAAGCUCACAGCCCCUCAGUAUCUCUCUGCAACUACCAGGGUCUUUCUCUAAUUAGGCCUCUAACCCUGUUUCUGUAGCAUUGUGAGUCCCCCAACAUCUUUCUUUAAUUAAAAUUUUAAGAUGA
Molecule: messenger RNA, 920 nt
Organism: Panthera uncia (snow leopard)
Lineage: Eukaryota; Metazoa; Chordata; Mammalia; Carnivora; Felidae
Gene: CDC42SE1
Product: CDC42 small effector 1
Exons: 4
Coding region: 31-270 (79 amino acids)
Biological process (GO): regulation of Rho protein signal transduction
Cellular component (GO): plasma membrane
Molecular function (GO): small GTPase binding
Source: RefSeq, a predicted model, not a curated record